Messenger RNA from Corticium candelabrum, 2305 nucleotides. RefSeq lists its product as uncharacterized. NCBI's taxonomy places the organism in Eukaryota, Metazoa, Porifera, Homoscleromorpha, Homosclerophorida, Plakinidae. The transcript has 7 exons. The coding region runs from base 410 to 2239 and encodes 609 amino acids. The record is from RefSeq and is a predicted model, not a curated record. Gene Ontology annotation, biological process: DNA integration. Gene Ontology annotation, molecular function: nucleic acid binding.
AUUUUACAAACCAUGCAGACUGAUCUGGUUGGGCAUGACACACAAAUAAUAUUAUCUAUAACCACUGGCUGAUUCAUUUGUUUGCUUACGUCAUUUGUAGAUUGGAAAAUGCGACAAGUGCCAGCGUAUGGAGACAAUUAAAACUGUAGCACCAACAUACCAUCCAAUCAAAGUUAAAGGACCUUGGGAAUUCAUUGGAGUUGAUCUCAUGGGAAAGUUUCCAAUGACAGCAGCUGGAUAUCAGUACAUACUAACAGCAACAGACUAUUUCACAAAAUGGGUGGAAGCAUUUCCACUACAAGAUAAAUCUGCAUUUGGACAGGUUAUGUCACAUAUUUUACAAUUAAGUGCAGUAAAGCAUUAUAAUUAAAAUACAUUAACAUUUUCAGGUACUGUUUCAUAAUAAGUUAUGACCUGUCCAACAACCAUAAUCAAUUGCUAUAUUUAUUGUUAUGCAUACAUAUCUCUGUAUUUGCAUGCAUUUGGAUGCAUGGUGUUAAUAGUGUUAGCUUAUUUAUUUAUGUUAGUAAUUAUGAACAAUUUGUGUUUGUUGACCGUACAUGUGUUUUACUUUUCUCAAAGGCAUCGUGUUCCGAAGAAAGUAUUGACAGAUCAAGGCAGAGAAUUUGUAAACGAGGUAAAUGAACAUUUGUCACAAAUUUUUGGCAUUACGCACAAAAUAACUGCAGCCUACCACCCACAGACCAAUGGUUUAGACGAACGAACCAAUGGGACUCUGAAACGUGCUCUAAGCAAGCUAGUCAAUGAACACCAGAAUGACUGGGAUGUCUACUUAGACCCAGUGUUGUUUGGCUUGCGAACAAGUGUUCAAGAAAGUUCAAAGUACACACCUUUCUUUCUUAUGUAUAAUCGAAAAGCUCGUCUACCAGUUCAACUAGACCAUUUAGAAGAAGAAGAAAUCGAGAACAAUAGUUCUCAUGAAUUUGAUGAAGAAGAACAUUUGAAGAGAGUUGAAAACAUGAAAAGUGUUCAUCAACAGGUUUUAGAAAACCUUGCAAAAGCACAAGAAAAACAAAAGAAAAUUUAUCUGAAGAAAGCAAACAAACGUGGUGUGAAGUCUUUCAUCUUUUCUGUCGGCAAUUUAGUCUUGAAAAGAAAUACGAACAAAAUAAGCAGAAAAGGAGAUCGGCUCCAAAAAGUUGUGUUGAGAUGUAAAGUUCACGUAUUCCACCUCAAGCCAUAUCACAAACAGGACAGUAAUGAAGACCAUAGCACAGAAAAGAAUGCAACUGACUUGGAAGAUGACGUAGUGCCGUCAAGAAAAAGACCUCGACAAGAAUCAAAAGAAGAUUUGCAAGCACCAGAAAUGAAUGAAACAAAACGGGUUAAACAGAGUCUGGAAAAGAAAGGCAGCUGUAAGUCAUUUGGUGAACAACAGCAACAUCAACAACAAGAACAACAACAGAUGCAACAACAACAGACACAACAACAACAGACACAACAGCAACUACAAAAACAACAGACACAACAACAACUACAGCAACAGGAGAAGAAGAGAGAACAGCAACCACAGCCAAAGCUGCAGUGCAAUUUGGAUAUUCUAAAAAGAUAUGGUGAAUGGCUUGAUGAUACCAUCAUCAAUGCAGCACAGCAGUUGCUGAAGCAACAGUUUUCAGGGGAAAAAGGCUUUCAAAACACGCUGUUAUCGCAACGACUGCAAUUCGAAGUUGCCACUCACAAUUCUAUUCAGAUACACCAUGUCCACAAUUACUGGCUAACAACAUCAAGUGAUGAGGAGGGAAAUGUUCAUAUAUAUGAUAGUUUAGCUCGAUAUAAACUGUCAGGGCAACUGAAGCAACAGAUUGCUUCAAUAUAUCGAACCGAUCAGACAGAAAUGAAAGUCUCUGUUGAAGCAGUCCAACAGCAAAAAGGACCAAGCGACUGUGGUCUUUUUGCAGUAGCGCUUGCAUUUGACAUUGCAGCUGGAGUUGACCCACAAAAUAUAAACUACAUCCAAGCAGAGAUGAGGGAGCACCUAUUGUCUUGUUUAUGUAAAGGAAAUAUAACUCCUUUUCCAAGGUAUUUUGGCAAGACAGCAUCUGUCCGAAAGUGUAAACCCUCCGUAGUUCGAUUCCGUGUAUAUUGUAUAUGCAGGCAAACUGAGUGUUUUGGACAGCAAAUGGUACAAUGUGAUAAUUGCCAAGAAUGGUAUCACUUUAAGUGUGUUGCUUACAACAAACAUGGGGAGAUAUUUUACUGCCCAAAUUGUAGAGAAUAGCUCAUAUGAACAGUUCUGCUGCUUAUCUAGUUAUGGAAAUAGUGAGUCUAGUUAUGAAAAUUGUUG